Messenger RNA from Oncorhynchus gorbuscha (pink salmon), 1068 nucleotides. RefSeq lists its product as uncharacterized. The coding region runs from base 64 to 1068 and encodes 334 amino acids. The record is from RefSeq and is a predicted model, not a curated record. The transcript is spliced from 7 exons. Gene Ontology annotation, biological process: phospholipase C-activating G protein-coupled receptor signaling pathway; positive regulation of Rho protein signal transduction. Lineage: Eukaryota; Metazoa; Chordata; Actinopteri; Salmoniformes; Salmonidae. Gene Ontology annotation, molecular function: G protein-coupled receptor activity. Gene Ontology annotation, cellular component: membrane.
AUUGUUUCACACUUGGGACGAUAUAGAUCAACUCUGAAGGACAUCACCUUCUCUUCGUAAACCAUGGAGGAUCCUCUCACUCUAUAUUCAUCACUCAACACCACCAGCCUCCCCACUGCUCUCCACAGUGCUGUUACUGACCUCGUGACCAACGCUACGGUCAAACCCUUCAGUGUGUUUCAUGGGUGUGAGGAGAAUGUGUCAGGGAUCCUCUUCGACCUGUCUGUUCAGACCUUCAACGUGUUCCUGGGACUCCCCGCUAACAUCUUAGUGUGCUUAUAUUUACAUAAUUCCAGGCCGUCCUCCUCAGACAUCUUCCUGGGCUGUCUGGCCUUCAUGGACGCUUACUUUGGCUUCAUGGUCCCCUUCAGCUAUCUGAACAUCUACUACUGGCACAGCAAGGAUGUCUGGUCCGCUCUCAUGUUCUCCUUCGGCGUCAAGGACACCAGCGGUCCUCUGUUCCUGUCCUGUAUCUGUUUGGAUCGGUUCGUGGCGGUCCUCUUCCCUCUAUCCUACGGCCAGCUGAAGGACACCAAGUACAGGGUGUCUCUCUCGGCGGUGGUCCUGGGGCUCACCUUCACCUACGCCUCCGCCAAGACCAUCGGGGGCCUGCACAACUUCGAGAAGGUCUUCACAGGGACGAUCCUGGCAACGUUUGGAUGGAUGGUGUUGUGUAACGGAGCCAUCCUGGUGGCCCUGAAGAGGUCUAGUGGCUCUGGGAAGGACGACAUGCACCCCAUGAAGAAGAAAGCCUUCAAGAUGGUGAAGUCGGUCCUGUCCAUCAUCGUGUUCAACUACUUGCCUCCGGUGGCUCUGUUCCCUUUUGAGGACCACUACCCUCCGGAUACGUUCCGCUGCCUGGUGCAGCCGGUGGGGUACGCCUUCGUUAACAUCAGCAGUAGUAUCCAGCCCAUCAUCUACCUCUCUAGACUGGAGAAGAUCCCUUUCCUUCCUGAGGCCUGGAGCAAGUGGGGCUCCUCCUCCUCCUCCAAGGUGAAGGGCAAGGAGGUGAAGGACAAGGAGGUGAAGGACAAGGAGGUGAAGGUGGAGACCAUCUCGCCUGCCUGA